This is a messenger RNA of Chenopodium quinoa (quinoa), 938 nucleotides long. Its product is annotated as metalloendoproteinase 5-MMP-like. The transcript is spliced from 2 exons. Gene Ontology annotation, biological process: extracellular matrix organization; collagen catabolic process; proteolysis. The coding region runs from base 1 to 927 and encodes 308 amino acids. The record is from RefSeq and is a predicted model, not a curated record. Gene Ontology annotation, cellular component: extracellular matrix. Gene Ontology annotation, molecular function: zinc ion binding; metalloendopeptidase activity. NCBI's taxonomy places the organism in Eukaryota, Viridiplantae, Streptophyta, Magnoliopsida, Caryophyllales, Amaranthaceae.
AUGGCAAUUAAAGAAUACCUUCUAUCAGUAAUUUUACUGUUGCUCCUUACUUUGGUUCCAUUCACAACCCAGUCGAAACAAAACGCUAACCCUUUCGGCUUCCUAAAGAGCUUAGAAGGUUGCAAGAAGGGCCAAAACGUAGAUGGUCUUCACCAGCUUAAAAUGUACCUCACAAAACUUGGGUACCUCAACAACCAUCAUGUUUCCCAAAAUGAGGUAACUACUAGCUUGACUAUUAAAGAAGAUAAUAAAUUAUUCGAUGAGAGCCUCGAGAAGGCAAUCAAAACGUACCAAAGGAAUUACAGGCUAAAUAUAACAGGACAUUUGGAUGGUGCCACAGUAAAACAGAUGAUGAAACCUCGAUGUGGGUGUGCGGACAUUGUCAACGGUAGGAAUACAAUGCAACACAAACACAACAAAACAUCCUUGUAUGUUCUUAAAGGGAGGAAGUGGCCAUCCUCAGAGUACGAACUAACGUUCCAAAUCCUGUCCAAGACCCUCGUACCCGGAGCCGGGAACAUGACAGUCGUAGUAACUGCUGCAUUGAACAAAUGGGCACAGGUUAGCCCGUUUCAGUUUCAGGAAGUGCCUGAGGACAGCAAGUCCAAUUUGGUUUUCGGGUUUUUCAAUGGCGAUCACGGGGAUGGACGCCCGUUUGACGGUCCUCUAGGAGUAUUGGGUCAUUCAUUUUAUCCUGAAGAUGGGCGGUCACAUUAUGAUGCAACGGAGGAUUGGAGCGAAGACCCGGGACCAAAUCAAUUUGAUCUAAACUCCGUUGUGCUACAUGAAAUCGGUCACCUUCUCGGACUUGCCCAUAGUGCAGACCCUAGUGCUGUGAUGCAUCCGGGUAUUGCACCUGGCGGAAGGCGGAGAGAGCUCCAACCAGACGACAUUCAAGGCAUUCAAGCCUUAUAUGGCCCAAACUAAAAGGAGUCGGU